Messenger RNA from Hordeum vulgare subsp. vulgare (domesticated barley), 1611 nucleotides. Its product is annotated as BOI-related E3 ubiquitin-protein ligase 1-like. Gene Ontology annotation, molecular function: ubiquitin-protein transferase activity. Lineage: Eukaryota; Viridiplantae; Streptophyta; Magnoliopsida; Poales; Poaceae. The record is from RefSeq and is a predicted model, not a curated record. The transcript is spliced from 3 exons. Bases 397 to 1383 code for a protein of 328 amino acids.
CGCACGUAGGGAAAGCCGAGCACGACGGCGAGGCUGACGUUGCCAUCACGGGAGAGAGCGAGAGAAAAGAGGAGCAAAAGCUGAAAGCCCACGCCCACGCCACCCUGAUAAGACGAGAGGGACGGUGGAACAGUUGAGUCGCGUUGCGUUGCCCACCCCCCGCCGCAACUCUCUCAUCCAUCGCAUCCCACCCCAUCCCAUCCGACUCCUCCACACGCGCUUCGCGCCUCAAAUAGCACGGGCAAUGGCAGCGGCGCGGCCGUGUUGCAGCAGCAGCAGCAUCCACCGGCAGCCACGCCUCCUCGUCCUCGCCGCCUGCGCGUCGCCCACGCCGCUGCAGCUGCUGCUGCUGCUUUAGCCGUCUCCGACUUCCGUUCCGAGGCGAUCGCCGGCCGGAUGGGUGAUCUGGGCGUACGGGUUGUGGGCAGAGGCUGCGCCGCGCCCAUGGAGCCGCGCAAGGAGAUGGCGCCGCCGCCGCCGAUGGAGCAGCACCAUCCUCCCCUGUUCAUGGAUUUCUCUCGUCGAGAUGGAGUCGCAGAUGGCGGCAACGUGCGGAAGCGGCCGCGCGAGGCCGUGGCGCCGCCGGCACGGCUCUUCUCCCUGCAGGCGCCGCAGGGUUCCCCGGCGCACAAGGUGAUACACCUGGCGCAGCUGCACCGGCGGCCGGCGGCGACGGGCCUGCGGCUCGACUUCGACGAGGGAGGCUCGGAGCACGUGGCGUGCACGUCGUCGUCGCCGUCCUCCGUUCUCCCCGGCGAGCUCGCCGCUCAGUGCGGGCAGUACAGUAACGAGAUCGACCGACUGCUCCAGGAACACGCGGAGAGACUCCGGCUUGCGCUGGCCGACACGAGGCGUCGGCAGAACCGCUCGCUGCUGGGCGCCGCGGAGGCGCUGGCCGCGCGGCGGGUCAGGGAGAUGGAGGCGGAGACCUUCAAGGCGGCACGGCGCGGCGUCGAGCUGGAGGAGCAGCUGGCGCGGCUGAGGGCGGAGGCCGCGUCGUGGCAAGCCAAGGCAAUGUCCGACCAGUCCACGGCGGCCGCGCUCCACGCGCAGUUGCAGCAGGCGGCGGCCACAGCGCAGGCGAGGAGCGGCAAGGCCGCCUUGGACGACGACGGCGCGGCGGGCGCGGCGGACGACGCCGAGUCUGGCUUCGUCGACCCGGACAGGGUGGUGGAGGUCAUCGCGCCGCCGCCGGCGGCCAGGCCGUGCCGCGCGUGCCGGCUGCGGCCGGCGUCCACGGUGCUGCUCCCGUGCAGGCACCUCUGCGUGUGCGACGCGUGCGACCCCGGCGUGCCGGCCGCACUCGCCGGCACGGCCGCCGCCGCGGCCUGCCCCGCGUGCCGCUGCCCCGUCACCGGCACCGUGCAAGUCUUCUUCGCGUGAGACGGGUCAGCCGCCGCUGGAUCAUGAAACUGGGGCCAUGGAGAAAGCUGUAGAACAGAUCAAGACAGGGUGCAUAAUUCCUUCCUCUCUUUGCCCUCCCGUGCUAGUGGGCUGAUCCUUCCAUCCAUGAUCGCUUCACCUCUUUUGCUAGUGAUGCUGUAAAUCAUUACUGCUGAUUUGAAUCUUGCGUGACAGUUUUUACUGCUAGUAACAGAUUAAUUAGGUUGA